Molecule: messenger RNA, 3792 nt
Organism: Symbiodinium sp. CCMP2592
Lineage: Eukaryota; Dinophyceae; Suessiales; Symbiodiniaceae
Source: the annotation of a GenBank genome assembly
AUGGCGCUGGAUGCAGAGCAGCUCCAUGUCUCUCCGCUCGGCAGGGACAUCAUGGCUGUUUCCUGGGCAAGUCCCAGUUCACAGAUCGCUCACGUCCAGAUCCAGCGUCUUGGGCUGGAGAUGGAGCCACUGUCUGGCUCGGAGAGAAACUACAGGCCCGAGACAGUGCGCUACGACAUCUUGUGUGGCCAACGCUUCUCAGCGGUUUGCCGGCUGACCGCCAGGUACACCAGCCCCUUGCUUCUCCAUGCUCAUGUGCCAGUGGAGCCUGCGGUGCGCUACCGCUUUCGACUGGCAUCCAACGAGACGGAUGCGACGACACCCUGGCGGAACCUGAAGGGUCUUCCGAAACUGGGAGACGAGCUCAAAGUUGCUGUCAUAGAUUGCCGUUCGCAAUCGCAAUCGGAUGGAAUCCCGGCCCGGGCGCUCGCCCCCGAAGAUCGACCUCCUGCUCAGCCGGUGGACUACGAUCAGAACGAUGAGGAGGGCACCCGUGGGCACAUGAUCGAUGCUGCCAGGGACGAUGCUCGGCAAGAUCGUUCCUUUGCCCGCUCGACGGCAAAGCUCACACCAGCGCAGUUCGCCGAGCUGGCUGACUCGUACCACAACCCUGCUGGUCACGCUACCUCUUCGGCGGCAGCUCAGUUUUCCACGGUCGUGGUUGAAGAGGCCGAGCCGGAGAACUUGCUGGCUCCAGCAGGUUGGUCGGGGCACUGCAACGACGAUGCUCAUGAUGCCUUCCUCGAGUUUCUUCUUUCGCUAGUUUUGGCUCGGCAGGAUGUUGCGGGAAGCAGCGCCAGCCGAUCGCUGGCGAUCGUGGCGACCCGGCUGGCUGAGAUCCCUUUUGUCCUUUCAAUGGACGCCGGGACGCCUGAGCAGUUCGCCGCGGUGUCUCUCGACUGGACGGCCAGCUCGGCCAAGACGGAGCACGACCUCCUGGCUCCGAGGACCCAAAUGCUCGAACAGUACUGGGUCUUCGUGAAGGCCGCGGAAUCGCUCUUUGUUGAGUCUCUCGGCUACCAGAUGGGCUUUGCUUGCUGCUCGAAGGUGCCCCGAGAACGUUCUGCAAAGUCGAUCGCACACUUUCAACGGGAGAUGGCCAUCCGAGCUCUAGCUGCACCAGUUCUGGCUCCUUCGGCCAAAUCGAGGCUGCCGGCAAGCUCUUCUUCUCCCUCGGCGACUCCAUUGCUCGACUUGGAGAACGCCGAGAAACAGAAAUGGGCUAAGCGCUUGAAGGCGAUCGCUGAUCGGGCCGGCGAAUACGCUCGGCCCGAAGGGGGCCACGAUGCUGAAGGGAUCCUCUCGGAAGAGGAACGCGCUCGCCUUCGGCUGUUGGUUUUCACCUCGGGUGCGCCUUCUACAAUGGCAAACCACAUUCGUAGGUUCGAGAAGUUCGAAUUGUGGGCUCGGCACGUGCCGCUCCCCCUCUACCCCAUCUCGGACGACAAGAUCCUGAAGUAUGCCAUGGAGCUCGACUCAAGGGAGUGCGGCCCGACUGUUCUUCCUUCGCUCCGCAUGGCUCUUAAAUGGGUGGCUUUUCGGAUUAACCUCAAGCUCCCUUCGAUCGAGACAGCGGAGCUAAAGGCGCUCGAGAAGGAGAUCUUCACACAGCGAGGGCGGCCGCUGAAGGAAGCGAUCGCUUUCCCGCUCGAGCUGGUCCAGGCUAUGGAGCGCUUUGUCGCUAACGACUUGUUCGAGUCGCAGUUCCCGCUCGUGGAACGCGACUUCUGGAUCCCCGAGCUCGACACCAAGGAGCGCUGGUCUUCUCUUCCAGCGAAAAUGAUCAAAGAGUUGGUGCAGGAGGUCUCGCGCGAGUUCGUGCCCCUCUGUGCUCAAGAGGAUGACACAAUCGAGGACGCAGAGGACAGGGAUCUUUCACUGACUGAGUUCUUUGUCAAAGUCCCGUUUCGCCAGGUCGAGCACGAGUUCGCUACUCCUCCGAAGCGGCCUCGCUCGAGGUCCCCUCCGCCGACACCUCCGAAGAACGAGGCCAAGACUCGCAAGAACCGAGCUCGUCGGCAGAAGGAAAAGGAGUUGCUCAAGCAAGCUCGCGCAGAGCGCGAUCGCGCUCGUGACCACUCUAAGCCGAACAAGCCUUCAUUUGGUCGUCUCCCUCCGGCACCGGUGCUCGACAGACCACCGGGGGAGUUCUCCCCCCCCACACUGCAGCAGCCGCCGGCUCUGGCUGCUAAUGAGGUUUCUUCUCAGAGACUGACAGCUGCCCCUGCAGGUCGGCCGCCACCGUGGCUUCGUUGGGCUGAGGUGCCCCGGGAUCCCGACACAAUUCGUGAACUCGGUCCCUGGUGCCUCGAGAUCUUUGCCGGAUCUGCUGGCCUCACUGAUGCCUGGAAACGUCACGGUCUUAAGACUUUGCCGCCGAUCGACACGUGCACCUCCGAGUUCCUUCUGGAGUCGAUCGACUUGCUGGACGCACAGGUCUUUGAUUGGCUGCUCUUGCUGUGCCGCAUGGGGGCGAUCGUCUUUCUGCACUUGGGCAUUCCCUGCGCCACGUUUAGCGUGGCUAGGGAUCGACCUGGAGGACCUCCCCCCCUGCGAUCGCAGGCGCUCCCCCUUGGCCUCUACGUUCUCAAGAAGCACCAUCAAGCACAGCUCUUCGAGGCCAACGAGCUCUUGUUCCGAUCCCUUCUUCUUUUCGACGCGGUGGUUCAAGCUGGCGGAGAUGCCUCGAUCGAGAACCCGAAGGACAGUCUGAUCUGGCAAGUCCCUCAGGUCCAGCAGCUCAAGGUUCGUCUUCACCUCUACAACGUCGAUCUUGAUCAGUGCGAGUAUGGAUCACCUCAUCGCAAGCCUACUCGGCUUCUUGUCAGUCACGCUGCUCUUCUCGCGCUUGCACGUCCUUGUUCAGGUGGACAUGUUCAUGAGCCUCUUCGUGGCGUGACAAGGUCGGAGACUGGCAAGAAGAUCUUCAAGACUAAAGCAGCUCAGGUCUACCCCUCGGCGCUUUGCACCGCGUGGGCGAUCGCCGUGGCCGCGAUCGUGCAGAAGUCGGCCCAGCAGUUCGCCGCUUCGUUUGCUCUCACGGCUCCGUCGGCAGAGCGCAAGCGAUCUUUGGGAUCCCAGAUUGCUUGGAAAGGCCAUCGCCAAGUCGCUGCCGCUCGGCUGGCGGCGGCUAGCGGCUAUCAGCUCAAACGAGGUGCCGCCAAGCCGCUGCUCGACGUCGAGUGCGAGCCUGGUCAGGCAAUCCAGUGGUCUCUUCAGGUUCGGCACCCAUUCACCGUGCAGCCGGCGCUCCCCGACAAGAUCGUCGACAACAUCAAGUUCAUUGUCUCCUCUCCGCAGGCGCUCGUGGCUCGCCGUUCUGAGCGCCUUCAGUUCUGGCAACAGCGUGCGCUCACGCUGCUUCCGGAGACAGAUCGGAUUUUGCGGUCCAUCGCCGACGCUCCUCUUCGUCGGCUUCUUCGCGGUGCUCCAGACUAUGCUGAUCUGCAGCUGGGCUCUUGCACUCACGUGGCGCUCUACGACGAGCUCUUCGCAGCGAUCGGCUGCACGGAUCAUCAAAUUCUCCAAGGCAUUCGCGGUGGCUUCCCGAUCGUUGGCGAAAUCCAGCGCUCGGGGCGCUGGCCGCCGUUCACAAAGCUACAGCGGUCAGGUGGACGACAGUUUGUUGCUCGUAUUUCGAACGAAGGGAAUUUGUUCGAGAUGCUCUCGCGUCUGGUGUCCCGGGAAGGGUUCGCCGGUUGCGGGUUCGAGCGACUGCGACGACGACGACUCCGUUCGUGGGUUGUCGUUGUCCUGGGGUGGGGGCCGGUCGUUUCUGAUGCUCUUCGUUAG